AUGCAAGCUGCAAAGACCUCAACAGACAACAAAGCUACUGCUAAGAAUGUUAAUCAAGUACCUUUUGCCACCGAAGAAGAAUUUAAUCGUUAUUUCGAUAAUUUAGACAAGAUAGCUAGUGGGGGAAUUCAGUUAGCUGCUUCGACUACGAGCUCGGGGACAACAGAGAAAUUAACAUCACCGGAAGAAUCCAUUGAUCAAGCCUCUCGGAUUUGCUAUCCAACGUCAACCACCUUAUACAUUGACAAUGACGAUCCCGGCAAUUUGGCGAACUCAGAGUCCGAAGAUGAUCUAUUGUUGUCAACCUCGAAAGGAGAAAAAUCCCCCUUCAAGAUAUUUGCAUUUGAAGAUGCAAAGGGUUCAGAGGGUGUGUGGUGCGCACGCACGCCUUCGGGAGGUGGCGUUCGCAGACUUUUGGUGGGGUACUUUUAUCAUGCGGCACCGUUUUAA
Molecule: messenger RNA, 450 nt
Organism: Pochonia chlamydosporia 170
Lineage: Eukaryota; Fungi; Ascomycota; Sordariomycetes; Hypocreales; Clavicipitaceae
Exons: 2
Coding region: 1-450 (149 amino acids)
Source: RefSeq, a predicted model, not a curated record